AUGGCGCUUUGCGACUUUCUAUUUAAAUUGCCAAAUAAAGAAGAGGUGGUCAUUGCUGGCGACAUGAACGGACACUGUGGUUCGGACCAAAUAAACUACGAAUCAGUUCUUGGCAGGUAUGGAGUGGGAGGAAGAAACCCUGAGGGUAUCAGAGUCCUGGAUCUAUGCUUUGCCCAUAAUCUUCAGAUAGCAAAUACAUUCUUCAGGAAAAGGGAACAACAGCAUUGGACCUAUGCCAGUGGCGAUAGACGCAGUCAGCUGGAUCUGUUCCUAUGCAAUCGAAAUGUUCGGCGUAAUAUCACGAAUUUCACGACUUUCCCAGGAGAAUGUAUAGCACCGCAACAUAAACUAUGCUGUGCAUAUUUCAAAGUUAGAUGUUCUAAGACAAAGAAAGCGAAAGGCCAGAUAACCACGAUUAAAUCGCAUAAAUUGAAGGAUGCAGUGCAUCAAAGCCAGUUAAAUGAGAAGUUGAGUGAAAAAUUGUCACCAAAUAUUUCCUGGAAAGAAUUACAACACGCAAUUGUAGAUUCAGCUAGGACAGUUUGUGGAGUGAAAAGCAACAAGAAACAAUUCAAUCAUGACAAUUGGUGGUGGGACGAAGCUAUGAGGGAGACACUGAAAGCAAAGCGGGAAGCCUAUAAAAAGUUCAAGGCCAGUGACACAACUGCAAACAAACUCGUAUACGCCGAGUUGAAAAAGAAGGCCAAACGAGAAGUUUCUAGAGCUAAAGCUAACGCAUGUCAAAGGUGGUGUGCAGACUUAAAUAGCAAAAAAGGUCGUGAGAAAAUGUUCCGACUGGCUAGAUGCACAGCUACCGAAAGUCAUGAUGUUCGGGGAGGUAAAUUCAUUAAGAACGAAAGUGGCAUACUCCUCACUGACGGGACUGAUGUCCUCGAAAGAUGGCGCGAGUAUUUUGACUCGCUCUCUUCCAAACCAGCCAUCGGUUCUAUGAUGGACUCUCUUCCCAUACAUGGGCCUAUCAGGGAAAUUACCGAAACUGAAGUUGGCAAGGCAGUUAUGCAUUCAUCUGACGGUAAAACACCCGGACCAUCGUCCAUAACGGCUGAAAUGCUGAAAGCCUUGGACGCAUCCAAUUUCUCUGUCUUGACAAGCGUUCUACAAAGUGUCAUUGACUCGGGGAAAAUCCCGGAUGAGUGGUGCACGAGUGAUACCGUGACCAUCUACAAAGGAAAAGGGGACCCCUUGCUAUGUGGAUCGAGACAAUACGUCCCUGAGAAUCUAGUCAAAACGGUCAUGUCGUUAUACAGAAACUCGGUCUCCUGUAUGAGGCGAGGAAAACAAAGGUCAAACCAAUUCCAGGUCAACACUGGUGUGCACCAGGGCUCUGUCUUGAGUCCACUGCUCUUCAUUCUGAUAAUUGAAGAACUCACCAAGGAAUGUGGUGACGGAAUUCCAUGGGAAAUUCUGUUUGCAGACGACUUGGUGCUGACAAGCUAUGGGUACACAGAAGGUGCAGUGGCUUGCGGGCAAGCCAACGCCUCUCUGAAACCUUUGUUUGCAAAGUUUGCCAGAAUCCCAAAUCCAAGGCAACAGAUAGUAAAAUCACACUUGCAGAUGGUGAAAUUGAAAAGGGGAGACAUGACGCGACAUGUAGACGUGAAACACAAACCAAGUGCACGCAAAUUCCCCUGCUCAAUGUGUAGUUUGCAGGCUAAGUUCAGAUGGCAGCUGCAGACUCAUUAUGUCAAAGUGCACAAUCUUUCUCCUACAGUAGCAAAAGCAGCUGCUAAUGAAAGCUGA
Molecule: messenger RNA, 1761 nt
Organism: Symsagittifera roscoffensis
Lineage: Eukaryota; Metazoa; Xenacoelomorpha; Acoela; Convolutidae
Exons: 4
Coding region: 1-1761 (586 amino acids)
Source: RefSeq, a predicted model, not a curated record